Molecule: messenger RNA, 5043 nt
Organism: Orycteropus afer afer
Lineage: Eukaryota; Metazoa; Chordata; Mammalia; Tubulidentata; Orycteropodidae
Gene: SCN7A
Product: sodium voltage-gated channel alpha subunit 7
Exons: 24
Coding region: 1-5043 (1680 amino acids)
Biological process (GO): sodium ion transmembrane transport; membrane depolarization during action potential; neuronal action potential
Cellular component (GO): plasma membrane; voltage-gated sodium channel complex; axon
Molecular function (GO): voltage-gated sodium channel activity
Source: RefSeq, a predicted model, not a curated record
AUGUUGGCUUCCCCAGAACCUAAGGGCCUAGUCCCUUUUACCAAAGAAUCUCUUGAACUUAUGAAACAGCGUAUUGCUAAAAAGCACAAUGAGGAGCACAAAGAAGACUUACAGCCAAAUGUUGACUUGGAAGUUGGCAAAGAGCUUCCAUUUGCUUAUGGAAACCUUUCUCCAGGAAUGGUGUCAGCACCCUUGGAAGAUGUGGACCCAUACUACAAUAAAAAUACAUUCAUGGUAUUAAAUAAAAAGAGAACAAUCUUUAGAUUCAAUACCACUUCCACCUGGUGUACUUUGUCACCUUUCAGUUCUAUUAGAAGGACAACUAUUAAGGUUUUGGUACAUCCCUUUUUCCGACUGUUAAUUUUAAUUAGCGUACUGACUGACUGCAUACUUAUGACCAUGACUGAUUUUGUGGAUUGGAAAGCAAUAUUAGAGAAUGCUUUGCUUGGAAUUUACACAUUUGAAAUACUUGUGAAACUCAUUGCGAGAGGCAUCUGGGCAGGACCUUUUUCUUUUGUUGGUGAUCCAUGGAACUGGCUUGAUUUCAGUGUCACUUUGUUUGAGUUUAUAACAAGGUAUUUACUUCCAGGCUUCACUUCAAUACUUAAUAUUGCAAGAACUUUGAGGAUUUUGAAAAUUAUACCUUUAAAUAAAGGUCAAAGGUCUCUUGUAGGGAACCUGAGCCAUUGUGUGAAGAAACUUACUGGUGUCAUUUUGCUAACUCUGCUUUUUCUGAGCAUAUUUUCUCUAAUUGGGAUGGGGCUCUUCAUGGGCAACCUGAAGCAUAAGUGUUUGCGGUGGCCCCAAGAAAAUGAAAAUGAAACACUGCACAACAGAACUGGAAGCCUAUAUGAUAUUCGAGAGGUGGAAAGCUUUUAUUACUUGGAAGGAGAAAGAGAUGCUCUCCUUUGUGGCAACAGAACAGAUGCUAGUCAGUGUCCUGAAGGCUACAUGUGUGUAAAAGCUGGCAGAAACCCUGAUUUUGGCUACACAAAUUUUGACAAUUUUGGCUGGGCCUUAUUUGCCCUGUUUCGAUUAAUGACUCAGGACUAUCCCGAAGCACUUUAUCACCAGAUCCUUUAUGCUUCUGGGAAGAUCUACAUGAUAUUUUUUGUUGUGGUAAGUUUUUGGUUUGCCUUUUAUUUGGCAAGUUUGUUCUUGAGCAUACUUGCUAUGGCCUAUGAAGAAGAAAAGCAAACACAUACUGAAAAAGCUAAGAAGAUUGAACCAAAGUAUCAACAGACUUUAAAAGAACUUCAAGAAGGAAAAGGAGCAGCUAAGACCAAGACCACACAAAUAGAAAUGAAGAAAAUAUCAUCAACUACUAUGAGCACAUCUGUGGAUAUGUUGGAUGAUGCUACUCUCAGAAAUAAAAAAGAAGUUAAAGAUUCCAGGAAGAAAUGUCCUUUUUGUUGCUAUAGAUUUGCUAAAAUUUUCUUGAUCUGGAAUUGUUCUCCCUGUUGGUUAAAAUUGAAAGACUUUAUCCAUAUGAUUAUAAUGGACCCAUUUACUGAUCUUGCUCUUAUCAUAUGCAUAAUUUUAAACACACUAUUUUUGGCAUUGCAAUAUUAUCCACUGAGUGUGAAAAUGGACAAUGUUCUCGCCAUUGGAAACAUGGUUUUCAUUGGAAUUUUCACAGCAGAAAUGAUUUUUAAAAUAAUUGCUAUGCAUCCAUAUGGGUAUUUCCAAGUAGGUUGGAACAUAUUUGAUAGCCUAAUUGUGUUCCAUGGUUUAGCCGAACUUUGCCUAAUGAAUGUUAGAGGAUUUGCUCUUUUGCAACCAUUCAGUCUGCUGCGAAUUUUCAAGCUGGGGAAAUAUUGGCCAACAUUUAGGAGUCUAAUGUGGACUCUUAGUACCUCGUUGGUGGCCCUGAAAAACUUGAUCCUGCUAUUGUUCAUGUUCACUGUCUUCUCUGCUGUGCUUGGGUUGAAGAUCUUUGGUGCAAGUUACAAAAACUGUGUUUGCAGUAUAGACCAAGACUGUCAGCCCCCACGCUGGCAUAUGCAUGACUUCUUCCACUCCUACCUGAAUGUGUUCCGGAUUCUUUGUGGAGAAUGGAUAGAGACCUUAUGGGAGUGCUUGGAGGUGGCAAACCGAAUCACAUGUAUUCCUUUUUACAUGAUGGUUAUUUUAAUUGGAAACUUACUGAUAUUUUACCUGUUUUUGGCUUUGGUGAGCUCAUUCUGUUCAUACAAGUCUACAACCAUUGAAAACAACAAAGAAGCAAAAAAUGUCCAGCUUGCAGUGGCAAGGAUUAAAAAAGGAAUAAAUUAUGUUCUUUUAAAAACAUUAUGCAAGAAACAAAAUGCUAAGAAGGAGAAAUUGGAAAAUAUAAAUGAUACAUAUAUUAAAGACACUAUUUCUGACAACACCCUUUCUGAAUUGAGCAACACUCAAGAUUUCCUCAAGGAUAAGGAAAAAAGCAGUGGCACAGAGAAGAACACAAUGACUGAAAAUGAGAAUCAAUCACUUAUUCCCAGUCCUAGUGUCUCAGAAACUGUACCAAUUGCUUCAGGAGAAUCUGAUAUAGAAAACCUAGAUAAUAAGGAAAUUCAGAGCAAGUCAGCUGAUGGAAGCAGCAAAGAGAAAGUAAAACAAUCUAGCUCAUCAGAAUGCAGUACAGUCGAUAUUGCUAUCUCUGAAGAAGAAGAAAUGGUCUAUGAACAUGAGAAGACAAAGCAUCUUAAAAAUGGUCAUGAACGGAGAUCUUCACCCAGUCAAAUCAGUAGAGAGUCCAAAAAAGGAAAAAUUUGGAAGAACAUAAGGAAAACUUGCUGCAAGAUAGUAGAAAACAGUUGGUUUAAGUGUUUUAUUGGGCUAGUCACACUGCUCAGCACUGGUGCUCUGGCUUUUGAAGAUAUAUAUAUCAAUCAGAGAAAGACUAUUAAAAUCUUAUUAGAAUAUGCUGACAUGAUCUUCACAUAUAUCUUCAUUCUGGAAAUGCUUCUAAAGUGGAUGGCAUAUGGUUUUAAAGCUUAUUUCACUAAUGCCUGGUACAGGCUGGACUUCAUGGUUGUUAUUGUCUUUUGUCUUAGCUUAAUAGGCAAAUCUCAAGAAGAUCUAAAACCACUUAUAUCUAUUAAAUUCCUACGGGCACUCAGAGUUCUAUCUCAAUUUGAAAGAAUGAAGGUGGUUGUAAGAGCUUUGAUAAAAACAACCCUACCCACUGUAAAUGUGUUUCUCAUCUGCCUUAUGAUCUGGCUGGCGUUCAGCAUCCUGGGAGUACACUUAUUUGCUGGCAAGUUCUAUGAAUGCAUUGAUCCAACAAGCGGAGAAAGGUUUCCUCUAUCUGAAGUUAUUAAUAAGAGUCAGUGUGAAAGCCUUGUGUUUAAUGAACCCAUGCCAUGGGAGAAUGCAGAACUGAACUUUGAUAAUGUUGGAAAUGGUUUCCUUUCAUUGUUUCAAGUUGCAACAUUUAAUGGAUGGAUUACGAUUAUGAAUUCAGCAGUUGAUUCUAUUGAUGUAGAAAUGCAACCUAAUUUUGAAGACAACAUCUAUAUGUAUUGUUACUUUACCAACUUUAUUAUCUUUGGACUAUUUCUCCCCCUGAGUAUGCUGAUUGGUUCCAUUGUUGCUAAUUUCAACAAGCACAAAAUGAAGCAGGGAGGGUCAAAUAUCUUUAUAACAGUAAAACAGAAGAAACUGUGCCGUGGCCUGAAGAAGCUGAUGUCUGAAGACUCUCAAAAUCCAAUACCUCGCCCAGCAAACAAGUUUCAAGGAUUCAUCUUUGGCCUGGUGAUGAACAAAAUUUUUAGUAUCAUCAUCAUGGUUCUUAUCUUUGCACAUGCACUGAUCCUUAUGAUGGAAAGUGAGGAUGAGAGUCCACAAAUGGAGAUUGCUUUGUACUGGAUUAACACAAUUUUUGUUUUGCUGUACACUGGAGAAUGUUUACUGAAGCUCAUCUCUUUCCGUUGUUACUAUUUCACCAUUGGAUGGAAUAUUUUUGAUUUUAUGGUGGUCAUUUUCUCUAUUACAGGACUAUUUCUACCUAUAAUGGUAGGAUACUACCUUGUAUCUCCUUCCCUUGUCCAACUGAUACUUCUCUCCCGGAUCAUCCACAUACUGCGUCUUGGGAAAGGACCAGAAGCGUUCCAUAAUCUACUGCUUCCUUUGAUGCUGUCCCUCCCAGCAUUGCUAAACCUCAGUCUUCUCAUAUUCCUGCUCAUGUUUGUUUAUGCCAUCUUUGGAAUGUACAACUUUGCCUAUGUUAAAAAGGAAGCAGGAAUCAAUGAUGUAUCCAACUUUGAAACUUUUGGCAGCAGUAUACUUUGCAUUUUUCAGGUUACCAUAGUUGCUGGUUGGGAUGGGAUGCUUAGUGCAAUUUUCAACAGUAAAUGGUCAGAUUGUGAUCCUGAUAAAAUUAACCCUGGGACUCAGAUUAAAGGAGAUUGUGGUAACCCUUAUAUAGGGAUUAUCUAUUUUGUCAGUUAUAUCCUCAUAUCAUGGCUGAUCAUUAUAAAUAUGUACAUUGUUGUUAUCAUGGAGUUCUUUAAUAUUGUUUCUAAAAAACAAGCCAAGACUUUGAGUGAAGAUGAUUUCAGGAAGUUUUUUCAGGUGUGGAAGAGGUUUGAUCCUGAUAGGACCCAAUACAUAGACUCUAGCAAGCUUUCAGAUUUUGCAGCUGCCCUUGACCCUCCUCUGCUCAUGUUAAAACCAAAUAAAGGCCAGCUCAUUGCCAUGGAUCUUCCCAUGGCUGUUGGGGACCGAAUUCACUGUCUUGACAUCUUACUUGCUUUUACAAAGAGAGUUUUGGGUAAAGAUGAGAAGAUGGAGAAAGUCCUUUCAGAGAUAGAAACUGGAUUUAUGUUAGCAAACCCUUUUAAGAUCACAUAUGAGCCAAUUACUACUACCCUAAAACGAAGACAAGAGGCAGUAUCAGCCACCAUCAUUCAACGUGCUUAUAAAAGUUACCGUUUGAGGCAAAAUGAAAAAAAUGCAGCAAAUAUUCAUAUGAUAGAUGACGAUGUAGAUGUUAAAGGUACUAAAGAAGUUAUCCAUUUUGAUAAAGCAAAGGAAAAGUCAAUUAUUCAAAGCCAGAUCUAA